AUGUCUGAAGGACACUCUAGAGAUAGAGAUAUAGGAAGAAAAUGGGAUUCCGGCGCUUCCAAAAUAAAAAGAAAAGUUGAGUUGAUUGCGUCCAACCAAGCUAUGAGUGCUGCUAUGAAAAAAUUUCUUAAGAAACUAUUAGAAACUUUUACUCCACAGUCUGAUGAAUCUCUUAUACAAUGUUCUGAAGCAGGGGUUGCUUCAGAGUUCAAAGAAUUUGAUGUCCAAAUUUCUACACCAACUUUGGACGCUGGUGAAUUUUCUAUUGACCAACUUACUGAACUCCAUAAAACAUUCGAAAUUGAGAAAAUCAGUGAUUUGAAAAAUGAAGAGCAAGCAGUUCAAUUAAGAGCGUCAUUUGUUAACUUAGAUCCGAGGAGGUGGGUGUUUCCAAUAACGGAUUCACAACAUCAUGAUUUAAUUAGCAAUGACCCCCAGAAAAACGUGGAAAAAUUUGAUGAAAAUCAUCCUAAGGAUUAUUAUAAGAGACAUUUUUCUAAUUUUUAUUUCACUCGAAAAUUGAGUAACAACGAAACGCAACGUCGUACAUGGUUAGUUUACUCUAAGUGCCAAGAUAAAGUCUAUUGCUUUCCAUGUAGACUUUUUUCGCAUAUGCAGACACUGAUGGUAAAAGAAGGCUGCUGUGACUGGAUAGAUUUAAGUCGCAUAUUGCAAAGACAUGAACAAAGUCAAGGGCACAGAGAAUGCAUGAUUGAUUGGAUAGAAUUUUAUAAACGAAUCACACACGGAAAAACCAUAGAUAAAGAAAACGGGAAAUUGAUUAGAGAAUCGCAAAAGUAUUGGUAUAACUUGUUUUAA
This is a messenger RNA of Teleopsis dalmanni, 819 nucleotides long. RefSeq names its product zinc finger MYM-type protein 5-like. The transcript has a single exon. The record is from RefSeq and is a predicted model, not a curated record. Bases 1 to 819 code for a protein of 272 amino acids. NCBI's taxonomy places the organism in Eukaryota, Metazoa, Arthropoda, Insecta, Diptera, Diopsidae.